GGGAGUCCAUGUGGGCGCCGGCGCGGCACUGAGCAGCGCGGGGUCGCCAUGGCGGAGCUGCAGCAGCUCCGGGUGCAGGAGGCGGUGGACUCUAUGGUGAAGAGUCUGGAGAGAGAGAACAUCCGGAAGAUGCAGGUAGCGGGUCGGGGGCCGACCCGGGGGGAGCCAAGGCGGUCCGGGAUUCCUGGCCCCUUCCCGCAGCCGCCGCACGAUCCCCAGCGCCACUGCCUCCCUCCCCGCAGACCCGGGUCGGGGUGUCCCUGGGGUCGUCGCGGCGUCCUCGGAAGCUCGGCUCACCCUCAGACAGAACUUCUGGAGCUUCGGCUGAGCGGAUGAAAUCUGUGCUCCCUCGCCAUGCGCAAGGCCGUUUGGCCCCCAGGCCAGGCCGGGGGAGGGGGUGUCCCCUGGCCAGGGUUAAGAAGACCCUGGUGUAAGAUGUUCGGCCUCCCCGACCUUCCCCACUUGCGGGGCCCCUUCUGCAGGUGAGCAGCCAGAGGCCCGGAAAGAGCACGGCCAGCGUGAAAGACCGGAAAGGGGACUGCGCUCGGCCUCCUCCAUGGCCAGGUCAUGCCCGGUUCUGUUGCACCGAACCUGGCUCCACGCAGCGCUGGCUUAUAUGCUGUUCCGCUUUGAUCUCCUAAAUGUUUUGUGGCUGCUGGUCCUGCUUCCCUAACCGGAUUGUGGGUUUUCCUUGUAAAGGUGCCCCUGGAGUCAGUGGACCAGUUGCCCCCUGUUGGAAUGUAGGUUACUAGAUUGCUGACCUCUGAACCCUGUGGUUUAGGCACCAGGUUUUCAGAACUUGGCUUCAUCUGACCCUCCACCACCUUCCCUGUCCACCCAACCUUCGAUUCAACAAGUGCCAAUGAGCUAGCGGCAAGGAGGCUGUGAAACACUACGCUAGGCACCGAGGAUAAUGUUCCCGUUCGUGGUUUUAAGGUCCUGAUGUCUAUUCUAAGGAGAGGGCCUCAUGUUCCGGUGCAGCGCCGGCUGUUGUGAGGACAGCCAGGCGUCCAUGCAGCAAGUGCACCAGUGCAUUGAGCGCUGCCAUGCACCUCUGGCUCAAGCCCAGGCCCUGGUGACCAGCGAGUUGGAGAAGUUCCAGGACCGCCUGGCCCGGUGCACUAUGCAUUGCAACGACAAAGCCAAAGAUUCAAUCGAUGCGGGGAGUAAAGAGCUUCAGGUGAAGCGGCAGCUGGAGAGUUGCGUGACCACGUGUGUGGAUGACCACAUGAACCUCAUCCCAACCAUGACCAAGAAGAUGAAGGAGUCUCUCUCAUCCAUUGGGAAAUAGAUGUCUGCUAUUGGCCAUCGGGGCUGAAGGCAGGAAUCUAUUUAAAAAGAGAAAUGGGGAUUUGGGUUUUCUAAAGAAAGUUUAUGAAUGAGGAAAUUAAGGACGGCAGCAAGUUUAAGGCCUAUAUCACUUGCCUCUGGACACUGGUUCCUUUGUGUUUGAAACCUAGAAACUGAAAAAACCUGGUGCUAAAGUUGGGGUCAGAGAUAGCACAGGAGAGUUUUUGUGAGCCUGAAUUUCACGUGGCAAGUGCUUAUCCUGGCAACAGGGAGUCUCCCUUGUACCAAACCAGAGCCCUCCAAGGUACCAGAUUCUCUUAGUACACAGAUACCAACAGGCUGGCAGGUUCAUCUGACCUGCUUAUGAUCUGGUGGAGUGUGAGGAGAGAUGUUUCUAUUUGUUGCCAACCUCCUGUUUACCAGAAGGAUCACUACAACAUUUUCCACAAACUGGAAAUAAAACAAAAUCCAUGAGGUCACUAAUUUAGAAGGGGAAAGGGGGCUUCUGGGGAUUUGUUUUGCGUGGUUUUGUUUUAUAUGCAAGGGCAUGAAGCUACUUUAAGAUAUAGAGUUGGGAGAGGUAGUUUCGAUAAAAACUUUGAAAGGGUCCUUGUGGAUAUUCAUUUCUAGCCAUCAGGAUGUGGAUGCGCAUUUCUUAAAAUUCUCACACAUGACAUUUUUCAGCCUGGAGACCCUGCAAAAAUAUAAGAAGCGCUAUCACACUGGUAGGGGAAGCAAACCUUCCCUCUGACUGGCAGCCAUGAUGAGCCCUGAGGCUGUCAGCAGCAGAGUCAGCCGAGUGACAAGACAAUCUUGCAGUGACACUCACCCUUGAAGGGAGAGGGGAUUUUGAUUGUGCUAUAUGCUAGUAUUCAAGAAUGAACAGUGAAAGAGGAAUUGUUAGCUGCUUAAUUAAGAGAGUUAUGAAGUACUGGCUUUGGAAAAAUCUGGUUUGCAUAAAACAAAAUAGAAUGAAAGCCAAAACCCAGUAUUGCUUACUUUGCCCCCUGUAAUAACAGAGCUCUGUUGAAACAAUCCCUUGGCAACACGAAGGUCAAAGGAGAAAAAGUAAGCAACUCAGGGGCAAGCUGUGACUCCUUUAGAGCAAAAAACGGGACAGCCCUCCGUUACCAAAUGCUAAUUUUGCGACAUGCGUUGUUCUUGCCCCAGUUCUGGCACCUUAUCGUUUUAUUAAGGACCUUGUUGUGUUUUUACCAACUUAUUACUUGAAAUGAUAAUGUAGCCUGUCUGUUUGCUGUUUCAAGACUGUGAUAUAUUUUCCUAGUGGUUUGGUUUUAAAAAUACAUAAGACUUAAUUUUUCUUCCA
Molecule: messenger RNA, 2617 nt
Organism: Balaenoptera musculus (blue whale)
Lineage: Eukaryota; Metazoa; Chordata; Mammalia; Artiodactyla; Balaenopteridae
Gene: TIMCC
Product: family with sequence similarity 136 member A
Exons: 3
Coding region: 968-1291 (107 amino acids)
Cellular component (GO): cytoplasm
Source: RefSeq, a predicted model, not a curated record